Molecule: messenger RNA, 1032 nt
Organism: Lathyrus oleraceus (garden pea)
Lineage: Eukaryota; Viridiplantae; Streptophyta; Magnoliopsida; Fabales; Fabaceae
Exons: 1
Coding region: 1-1032 (343 amino acids)
Source: RefSeq, a predicted model, not a curated record
AUGGACGACGUGAUGAUCGACACUGGAAGAGCUCUGAAAGCCCGCAAUCUGAAGAGCAUGGGGAUUCUGGAUCAAGUAAAAGUCAAACCCACUCUGGAAACCUCCUGGGAUGCUCUCAAAGAUCAGAGGAAGAUCCCACAUGGACUUUAUCUGUUCUCAAAGAUCGACCCUGCAAAGGAAAUCCUGUACUACUUAGAUGAUCUGCGAAAACAAGGGGUAGAUAUCUCAGGCUUCAACAUAAGCCAGCUUCCAGAUGAGCCUCCAAACUUCAUGAAGCGACCACGAGGACCCUCUGAGAAGGCAAAGCAAACGAAGAAAGCAAAGCUAGGAGAAUCCUCCGGAUCAAGACCUCCAGUACCUCUGACUGGAUCUUCUGGUAAGUCUAUUUCUCUUGCUCCUUCUGUACAACUUCAUCAUAUUGCUUCCUCUAUCCCUCAACCAACCCCCAUCUAUACAAGUUCAGAAACUUCUCCCUCAACCACUAGACCAUCUAACCAUCCAUCUCAGAAAUUCAACCUUGCCACCACAACCUUGCCUGUUUCAGAAGCAGAAAUGCUGAACAAAACCACUUCACCCUCUUCAUCUUCUUCUCCAGAAUCACCCCCUUACUACAACAUUUCCACAGAUACUGAACCAUCUGACCCUCCCUCUCCAACUCUGGCCCAGCUCCAAACUCGUGCUCUGGCCUCACAACAGCCAACACAACCCACACCUGAACCAAAGGUCACUUCAUCACCCACAGAAGAACCAAACACAACCACCUCUGACCCUCCAUCAUCUGAAACAAUCCACGCUGAACCACAACCAUCCAACUCUGACAUACCCCCACCAACUACAUCCGCUGAACCACAAACUCCCACACUCAACCCAAGCCCUCCCACUUCUCCACCCCUAGCCUCUGAACCUGAAAACACCCUUCCAACCCUUGAGGAAGCAAUAAUGGUGUUUGCAGAAGCCUCAGUUAACAAGGUCAAGUCUCUGACCAUCAACUCUGGCAUCAAUGAUGAUCCUUCAGCUAUAAGGACACACUAG